AUGCCGGCCCGGGGCCCCUCGGGGUCCCGCCGGCCGCUGCUGGCCCUGCUGGUCGCGCUGGGCUGGCUGCUGGCCCUGCAGCUGCUGCUGGACCUGCGGGCGCUGGGGCUGCUGUGCGGGGCGCUGGCCGUGCUGGGGGGCUGGCUGGGCCCCCCGGCCCUGAGCCCCCGUGGCCGCCGGCUGCGGCUGGAGCGGUUCUUCAGCUCCCUGCGGGCCCCGGCCGGCAGCGCUGCGGACGAGGGCCGGCUGGAGAAGGAGAUCGCCAGCACCGUCCGUAAAGUGGUGCGGGAUUUCGUGGCCUCCUGGUACCGCACGGUGAGCAGAGAGCCGGCCUUCGAGGCCGAGGUGGAGAGGGCCAUGCUGGGGCUGGCCGCGGAGCUGAGGCGGCGGAUGAGGCGGGUGGACAGGCGAGCCCUGGCCCGCCGCCUGCUCCUGCUCUGCGGGCAGCACCUCCAGAGCUUCCUGCGGGCACGGGAUGCCCUGAGGGCUGACCCCCAGGGCGGCCGGACGCUGUGGAGGGAGUACAGCCGGCUGGCAGGGCCGCACCCCGCUCUCCUGAGCCCCGCAGCCGAGGUGAGCUGUGCCCGGGCCGCUGUGGACGCGCUGCUGCGGGCGCUGGUGCCGUGGCCGCACCUGGAGACACGGACAGGACGUUUUGUUGUGGUGGAGCUGGUGGCCUGCAACGUGCUGCUGCCGGCCAUUAGGAAGAUGUCUGAUCCCGACUGGAUCAACCUGCUGCUCAUUGGGGCGUUUUCCAAGAAGCCCCGGGGUGGAAAGCCCCACCCUGCGCCCCCAGUGCCGGAUUCCUUGCCUUUCCCAGCGCAGAAGGACACGGCUCCUACCAGGCUCCCCCCAUCCCCGAGGGCUGCGGAGGGGCUCAGGAGAGAAGUAGGGGCCGCUGGAGAGGAGGUGAGCAGGUCAUGCCAUGCAGAGGAACCCUUCCUGCGCCCCCAAGCCCUUGGAUCCCUCUUCCCCUGUGAGGGUUUGGAGCUGGAAUCCCCUGUGCCUGAUGUGGGCCAGGAUGUGGAGCUGUUGGCUCCUUCCCCUGCUGGAGAGCACCUUGAUGAGCCCCCACAGGACCCCUCUGUGCCAGAGGCAGUACUUGCCUCGGAGGAUGUCAUAGGGGACCUGGACCAGGGCCCUGGCCCCAGCUCGGAUGCUAGCCUGUUUCCCACCUCUGCUUUGAGCUCCUGCCCUGACAUCCAGAUUGAGCCAGCGGUUGAGAAGGAGGAGGAAAGCCCAGCUGUCCCCAGGAGGUUCUCCUCACAAAGACCCUCCAGCCUGGGGAGAGAUCUGGGGGCAGCAGAGGGCCCAGCACAGUUUCCCCCAGAGCCUGGGCAGAGCUUGCCCCUGCUUUCAUCCUCCCCGACAGCUUCCAUGAGCACCUUCAGCUUCGAGCCCCUGAGCAGCCCCGAGGGGCCGGUCGUCAUCCAGAACCUGCGGAUAACCGGGACCAUCACUGCCCGGGAGCACAGCGGCACCGGCUUCCACCCCUACACCCUGUACACCGUCAAGUAUGAGACAGCCCUGGAGAGCGAGGCUGCGGGCAGCCUGCAGCAGGUGGCUUAUCACACCGUGAACCGCCGCUACCGCGAGUUCCUCAACCUGCAGACCAGGCUGGAGGAGAAGCCGGAGCUCCGCAAGUUCCUCAAAAACAUCAAAGGUCCAAAGAAACUGUUCCCUGAUCUACCAUUUGGAAACAUGGACAGUGAUAAAGUGGAAGCCAGGAAAAGUCUGCUGGAAUCUUUCCUGAAGCAAUUGUGUGCAGUGCCUGAUAUUGCAAACAGUGAGGAGGUGCAGGAAUUCCUGGCCCUCAACACCGACGCCAGGAUCGCCUUUGUCAAGAAGCCCUUCGUUGUCUCCAGGAUAGACAAGAUUGUUGUCAAUGCCAUCGUGGACACCUUGAAGACAGCAUUCCCCAGGUCAGAGCCCCAGAGCCCCACGGAGGAGCUGAGUGAGUCGGAGGUGGAUGGGAAAUCCCAGACAGAUGGGAAGAAAACCACCAAGUCCAGGCUGAGGUUCUCAUCCAGUAAAAUCACUCCAGUGCUGAGUGUGAGUGACGCUCACGACAGGAUCGUGUACUCCAUCAGGGAGGGCAGUGCUGUGUCUGGCACCCUGUCGCUGGCUGCUAUGGAAUCCUUCAUCCAGAAGCAGGAGAAGCUGCUGGAAGCAGUCCCCAGCAAAGCUCCUGAAGGCGAGGGAGGCAGAGAAGCCAAGGAAAUCUCUGUGCAGGAAGAAAUGGAUGGGCUGAGCACACUGGAGCAGGGAGCACAUCCAGACACUGACUCUGACUCCGAGACAGCUUUGGCUGACCUGGCCCUGGACGUGCUUCGUCUGGUGCUGGUGGAUCACUGGAGCUGGCUGUGCACAGAGAACAUCCAGAAGGUCUUCAACCUGCUCUUUGGGACCCUCGUUCAGAGGUGGCUGGAAGUGCAGAUGGUCACCCUGACCUGCACCCAGCGCUGGGUCCAGUACCUCCAGUUGCUCCAGGAAUCCAUCUGGCCUGGAGGAGUUUUACCAGCAGUGCCUAAACCCCCCAGGACUGAGGAGCAGAAGAAGGCAACAGCAGAGCAGGCUCUGCAGAGCCUGAUGGGGAUCCUUCCCAAUGUGAUCCAAGAAAUCCUUGGGACCAGUAAGUGUCGGAUGAGCUGGAACCUGGUGCUGGAGUCACUGAGCCAGCCUGUGAUAAACAGGCACCUGGUGUUCUGCCUCCUGGACAUUCUUCUGGAGUUCCUGGUUCUGAAGGGCUCCAGCAAGGAGCCUGAGGCUGCAGCUGCCACACCAUGUGCCCGCAGUGUCCCAGACAAAGGUGUCCCAGCACAUUAACCAGGGCUGGUGCCCCUGCAGGGGAGGAGAGGUGCACACAGCAGCCACAGGCAUGGAGUGAUUGGAUUUUCACCUUUACUGAAUGUGCUUGGGAGCUUUUUGUAAGGAAUAUCUCCAGCCAGUGCUAAAUGAAGCUGCUUCCAGGCUUCUCUGUUUCAGUUGGAUGGUGAAUCAAAGCCAGUGUGUGGUGCUGAAGAUGCUGUGCAGCAUCUGUUCCAUUGCUGACCUGAUGGAGAGCCUGGAAUGAACCAGCCUGACCAUUUGGAGAAGGUACC
Cinclus cinclus is the source of this 3101-nucleotide messenger RNA. RefSeq names its product sorting nexin 19 (gene SNX19). The transcript is spliced from 11 exons. The record is from RefSeq and is a predicted model, not a curated record. Gene Ontology annotation, molecular function: phosphatidylinositol binding. Bases 1 to 2826 code for a protein of 941 amino acids. NCBI's taxonomy places the organism in Eukaryota, Metazoa, Chordata, Aves, Passeriformes, Cinclidae. Gene Ontology annotation, cellular component: intracellular membrane-bounded organelle; early endosome membrane.